Pelodiscus sinensis (Chinese soft-shelled turtle) is the source of this 735-nucleotide messenger RNA. The record is from RefSeq and is a predicted model, not a curated record. Lineage: Eukaryota; Metazoa; Chordata; Testudines; Trionychidae.
GUUCCAAACUAAUACUGCUACCACCUCAGACUUUUCAUAAUGUUUUUCUAUUUUAAUUUGUAUUGUACAGUAGCCUGAAUGCCUUGGAUGAAGGACACAGACAUGUUAUAAAUACAAUUAUAUGAUUGAUUUGAUUCUAGUUGAGUUAAAGGCUUGGAUUCCAAAAUAACAGUAAAAAAUUAGACAUUUUCUUUUAACAGGUCCUGAAGUGUAUAGAAUAUCUUUUGUAUUUCCCAAUAAUGACAAGUAUGAUGGUGAGUGUAUCAGAACACCUGAUGGUGCUCUGGUGAGGCAUGGAGAUGGAAUUCAUACCACACCCAAUGGAAUUAUUUACACAGGAACCUGGAAAAAUGAUAAGAUGAAUGGCACUGGAAGGCUCGAGCAUCCUUCAGGGGCAGUUUAUGAAGGCGAGUUCAAGGACAACAUGUUUCAUGGACUAGGAACCUAUUUGUUUCCAAAUGGAGCAAAGUACAUUGGAAAUUUCAAUGAAAACAAGCUGGAAGGUGAAGGAGAAUUUAUAGAUACACAAGGCCUGGAAUGGAGUGGCACAUUUCAUUAUACAGCAGCACCGGGACUGAAGCUUAAGCUGGAAAUGUAGCUAUUUUGCCCUGAAUACUGUUCUGACGCUGCCUUUGGACUUAAUCGCUGUAACAAAGGGUUUCCACAGCUGCUGAUUUCUAACAUAUUUAGUUGAAAUAAUUUCCCAUGCUGUGUACUGUAAAUAAAAUUAACCAA